This is a messenger RNA of Betta splendens (Siamese fighting fish), 2000 nucleotides long. It is a transcript of the gene loxa, whose product is annotated as lysyl oxidase a. Gene Ontology annotation, molecular function: copper ion binding; protein-lysine 6-oxidase activity. Gene Ontology annotation, biological process: peptidyl-lysine oxidation. The coding region runs from base 434 to 1705 and encodes 423 amino acids. The transcript is spliced from 7 exons. The record is from RefSeq and is a predicted model, not a curated record. Lineage: Eukaryota; Metazoa; Chordata; Actinopteri; Anabantiformes; Osphronemidae.
GCUGUGAAACUACAUUUCCUACUGUGUCAGACCGUGUGCCGUAAAACUGUUGAGCGAAAGUGUUUCCUCCGGGACGAACAACAAACAUUUACCACCUGUGGUUGGACACCGGCAGGCACCACGUAUCCAGUCGUUAUAUGAUCAUCAGCAGCAGCGGGAGCAGAGCCGUAUAACGGAUACUAACGCUCCAAAGUCUGAACUCCUCCUCCUCUUCCUCCUCCUCAUCCUCACCAUCCCGUUGGGCGCAUCUGCAGGCUGCGGGAUUAGAGCGAUAUGAGUUUACACGGCCACGCUGAAACUUAGCUUUUCUUCUCCUCUCCUCCCGCUGGAUGUGCUUCAAAUAGAGAUGCAACCUCUCUAAUAGGAAACGACUGGGAAUCCUAUAGCUCAGUUCAAAUAUUGGCACAUUCAAUCCUCCUCCAUUGCGCUGAAGAUGGGAUUGCGCGUGUUUGGCACCUCGUUUUACGCGUAUGCGUGUGUGUGUGUGUUUGUCUUCAUCCUGCGCGCCGCUCACUCUCAGAGGAGCCCGGCGGCUCAGCAGGAGCCCCAGCCACGGGCGGCUCUCCGGCAGACGCUGCAGUGGUCGCACAACGGCAAGAUCUUUAGCCUUUUGAGCCACGGCUCGGAGUACCAGACGCCGCGGCGCAGAGGCGCGCCGCGGGAGCAAGUGCAGGCGCGGCCGGUCGCCAUCAUCCGCGACGCCGCCGACGCGAAGCAGCCGGACGCCCGGGGCGAGCAGCGGCAGGAGCCGGCGGCGCAGCGGCAGCAGCAGCAGCGGCCGCCUCGCGGUCACGGUCCUCCGCCGGCGCUCCGGCGACUCGCGGGGGGACGCGCGCAGCGGCCGCGUCACCGCGAGCGGCCCGGUGAGCGCACGGGGACGCAGAGGAGCGGCGGAGUCAACGGGACGCAGGCGAGGCCCACGGUCAGUCCGCCUCCACCCGGGAGGGACGACAUGAUGGUCGGCGACGACCCCUACGACCCCUACAAGUCCAUUGACAGCGAGAAUCCUUAUUAUAAUUAUUAUGACGUCUACGAGAGGCCGAGGUCGAGAUCGAGACCUGGAUAUGGCACAAGAUACCAUCAGUACGGUCUUCCUGAUCUGGUGCCUGACCCGUACUACAUCCAAGCCUCUGCCUAUGCCCAGAGAGUGCCCAUGUACAACCUGAGGUGUGCCGCCGAGGAGAACUGUCUGUCCAGCUCGGCCCACAGGGCCAGGGACUACGACAGCCGCAUGCUGCUCCGGUUCCCCCAGCGAGUCAAGAACCAGGGGACGGCCGACUUCCUUCCCAACCGGCCACGCUACUCCUGGGAGUGGCACAGCUGUCACCAGCACUACCACAGCAUGGACGAGUUCAGCCACUACGAGCUGCUGGACGCCAGCACGCACCACUCGGUGGCCGAGGGCCACAAGGCCAGUUUCUGCCUGGAGGACACGUCCUGCGACUACGGCUACUACAGGCGCUACGCCUGCACCGCACACACACAGGGUCUGAGCCCAGGUUGUUACGAUACCUACAAUGCAGACAUCGACUGCCAGUGGAUUGACAUCACAGAUGUGAAACCUGGAAACUAUAUCCUCAAGAUCAGUGUUAAUCCAUACUACCAGGUCCCAGAGUCAGACUACAGCAACAACAUUGUGCGAUGCGAUGUUCAGUACACGGGCAACUACGCCUACUUGUCAGGUUGUCACAUGUCAACAUAUUAAGAAACAAGAAUCACUAACAGCAACUCAGCGCAGAUGUUCUGUAAAUGGCAACAACGAGGACCAAAGAAGACAUACUUUUAUUUUUUUUUAUAAUUUUAAGUCCACAUUAAAUAGUAGGAAUCAUCCGAUUUAUAGAGCAAGGUGAUGUUUAAUUCUUCUCCGCUUGUCUGGGAAGGUGAUAUUGUUCAUUUUGCAUACAGUACUUCUGUUACAUUAUACUGUUUGUAUUUCCUUCACAUUGUAAGAUAAAUAAUAAAAGUCAAUAAAACUGAAGCUUGAAAUAGAUAAACAUGAA